Misgurnus anguillicaudatus (oriental weatherfish) is the source of this 4098-nucleotide messenger RNA. It is a transcript of the gene ptpdc1a, whose product is annotated as protein tyrosine phosphatase domain containing 1a. The record is from RefSeq and is a predicted model, not a curated record. Gene Ontology annotation, biological process: protein dephosphorylation; cilium assembly. Lineage: Eukaryota; Metazoa; Chordata; Actinopteri; Cypriniformes; Cobitidae. Gene Ontology annotation, molecular function: protein tyrosine phosphatase activity.
CCUCUGAUUGUUGAAGUGCAAGUGAAUUAUGCAAGCAGGGGUUUCUAUCUCCAUAAAAUGCAUCAUCCUGUCUAUAUUUUACCUGAGACGGCACACGCAAGCUUUUGUACAACCUCCCACUGACUUCAAACUUGGUCGCCAUGGAGACCCCCUUUAAAAGCAGCUGAUGAACUGGUUUGAUUGUAUUGGUCUCUCAUGUCUCUUUUGUGCAACUGGGUUAUUAUGUGGCGAUGAUACACAGUACUCAUGUCAGCGUUUGGUUUGUUUAGACUAUAAGAGCCUGUGCUUGUUGGAUAAUUGAUGCUUUAGAUGACAUGGGCUAGAUGGUCCUGAGGAGACGCCGUAAAUCAGCUCUGGAAGUUCUGACUUCAUUUUCGCAGAAGGUGGUAGUGGCUAUUAGCAUGUCCGAAGCUCAGACUGACAUCAGCGGAAACGGAUUUAACGUUCGAGUCCCUACUGCAAAGUACACCAAAGUUGGCGAGACUCUGAGGCACGUCAUUCCUGGACAUAUGCAGUGUUCAAUGGCGUGCGGUGGUCGGGCUUGCAAAUAUGAAAACCCAUCUCGCUGGAGCAAUGAAGAACAAGCCAUCAAGGGACUGUACUCGUCCUGGAUAACCGAUAAUCUUUUAGCCAUGGCGAGGCCUUCCACUGAAAUCAUCGAAAGAUUCAACAUCAUUGAACAAUUCCAGACGUGUGGCUUAAAGACUGUAAUAAACUUGCAACGUCCAGGGGAACAUGCCAGCUGCGGCAGCACCCUUGAGCCAGAGAGCGGUUUCACUUAUCGCCCGGAGGUUUUCAUGGAAGCAGGGAUUUACUUCUACAACUUUGGAUGGAAGGAUUAUGGGGUGGCAUCCUUGACUACUAUCCUUGACAUGGUGAAAGUUAUGUCAUUUGCCAUGCAAGAGGGAAAAAUGGCCGUUCACUGCCAUGCUGGACUUGGCAGGACAGGUGUUUUAAUAGCGUGCUUCUUAGUAUUCACAUGCCGGAUGAGUGCAGAUCAGGCUAUUCUGUUCGUCCGAGCUAAACGGCCAAAUUCCAUCCAGACUCGUGGCCAACUGUUGUGUGUGCGAGAAUUCGCCCAGUUUCUUGUGCCACUGCGAAGUGUGUUCUCGUGUGCCGAGCCCAAAGCUCACGCGGUCACGUUGUCGCAAUACUUGACUCGUCAGCGCCAUAUGCUACACGGAUAUGAAGCGAGGCAAAUGAAGAACAUGCCAAAGAUCGUCCAUCUGGUCUGCAGGCUCCUACUGGACAUAGCAGAGAACCGACAAACUGUGGAAGAGGAGGUGUUGGAGAUUCCAGACCUUACGGAGGAAGUAAAGAAGACGGUCUCCCUGCAAGCCAUCCAACAGUUGGGGAAAGAGAUGAGAGGGAAGGGGAUUCCAGUCUCCUCACCUCGGUCUCCUGAACAACCCAACUUUCCUCUUAAAGUACCAUGUGCUUCAUUUCAUGACCAGGAGUUUAAUUUGCUUUGGAGAUCGGCAACAGUGGACAAUACCGAAAAGUCUCAACUCGCCUUAAGAAAAUAUCUUAGCUAUAGUGAUUCAGCCUUGCACAAACUGGACUUCAGGAUUCAAGGAAUGCCAUGUCCCCAAAAUUCUCUUGGAAGCAAAUUUGGUUUAGAUCUUUCUGAACGCUACAUAUCACAGAGCAGAUUAUCCGCACAAACCCCUGAUUUUCAACCAUUUGAACCGCCAUUGACCAAUGAAAGCAAAAGCAAUCCCAACCAUGACUCUUUAACCAGUACUUCCCUGGUACAAUCCGAAAAAGCUCAAAGUCCAAAACCCUGCUCUCCUAUCACCAAAAAACGGACAGCUAUGAAGGAGGCAAAGCGCAGCAUGUCUUAUGGAUUUUUAUGGAGGACCACCACGGACAACAGUACAAAGUGGACCACAGAACUUGAUGGAAAUGUUCAAACAUGUCAAGAUGUCAAUGAACAAUUUACUAAUGCUCCCAUGUUAACACUUCAAAAUGAACUCACACCUGAGACUCGCCAUCUGUUUGUGGCCAAAGCUCUUACAAUGGACAUACAAGGAGAGGAACUUGGGAAUACAGUCUCAGUGUGGCAGACAGAGCUGAACUCUCGUGAAGGUGCAUGGGAGAGGUUGUGCAGCGAGAGAGAUCCUGUAGUGCUAUCCAUUCUCAUGUGGUCCUGGCUAGAGCAGUUAAAGGAACCCGUUAUCACAAAAGAUGAUGUUGAGACUUUGGCUGAAAGGAGAUGCAAUCCCCAACAUGCUCUGAAUUCACUUGACAAGGGACAAAAUCAAACUCUUCUGUGUAUUCUUGACUGUGCUGCUCAUUUGCUUAAUAUACCAGAUGAUGUUGAGGAUGCCUUUGUUGAACGUACAAUCAAAGCAUUAACUUGGAUUUCCUCUGAUUCAGAGAAUGAGCAGUUCAUCUAUAAGACUUUAAAAGAAGUUGUGAUCCAAAUCCUCAAUGAUCUGAGGGCAAAAGCAAUGGAGGAGCUGACCUAUCACUGUCCACAUAUACCCUGAUCGGUAUACCAAGAAACACUGAAUCUGUAUAGCACUCAGAUGCAAAACACUCUAAGGGGGCAUGCACACCAAAGCUUUUACGCCCGCGGCCGGCACAUGUUUUCAAUUGUUUCCAAUGGAAGCUCUGCAUUUUUUUAAAUAAGCCAUCAGCUAGCGGUUUUCUUACACGCUGAAAACCGGCGCUGAGCGCCGAGAGUUGAAAAAUAUUCAACUUUAAGUGAAAAGCUCCGCUCGUCAAUGUCAGUUCUCACACGGCCGUCCAAUCACGGCGAAGGAGGGGCGGGACAUUACCACAGCAACCAACCGGCUCACAGCUAUAGUAUCACAGCUACCAAAGCGCUCAGCUGAAGAAAGCUGGCACUCAGCUGAAAAACAGCUGGCAUUCAGCAUCCUCCAGGCGUUUUCAGCCGCGUUUAAAGUUUUGGUGUGCACAACCCCUAAGUGCAUCUGACAUGUUUUCUUGUAAAUAAGCUUUUUUUAUCUUUAAGGAUUCUGACAACAAGCCGUUAUUUCUGAAUGGCUUGUGGCCGGGAUUAAGUUGGUUUGAAGCUAAUGUAUUUGAUGAGCAUAUAAUGCGUGCCGAGAGCAAUCGGUUAAUAUCAUUUAUCUAAGAAAUCUGCUUUUUCAUUUUGCCUUUGUCAUGACAACUUUUUCAAGUAAUGUUUUUACACUUUUUUACGAGACAAAACUAAUUACUGCCAUACACGUGCCACACAAUGUUUUGUUAGGCUAUUUUUCUAAUUUGUUCUUAAUAUUUAUUUUUUGUACACAUGCUAUUUAUUAGCUUACUGAUAAAAAAUAUUUAUUGGAAAGUAUUUAUUUAUUUAUUUUUUUAUUUUAAUGUUUUUGUUGGCUGUAAUAAAUAUGAUUUUCAUAGUAUUUAGUCAUCAUAUACUGUAGUUUAAAAGAUGUACCUCCUUUUUGGCUGAACCAAAUACCAUCACUGUGCAACCAUGAAACCAUGUUUAUUUGCUUUAUUGAAGAAAGCAAAUAUCAGAUUUGUUAACUAUUGCCUUUGCAAUAUAAAAUAGUGUCUGUACAAUAGAAGGGCAACUGAAUGCUUUUAUUCUUAAUGCAAUGCAGUUUACAGAGACAGCUCAGCAUGGCCUUGAUGACAAUGCAAUUCCUAUUGAAUUGAAGCAAAAUACUGCCCUUUAGUCAGGCUUUUGCAAGAUGCUCUCUGCAUUUUAUCGCCAUUAUUAGUAACUAAGCUGCUUCUUUUUUUAUGUAUGUUAAAGAUAAACGUAUAAACCGUUAUCAUUUUGUGUUUUAACAAUGUAGUGUAACACUGUAGUGUUUAGAAAUUCGACUGACCUCAUUUGUCAACUAAUAUGCUUACAUUGUCUUUUUAGGUAAAUGCCAAGUAGCCAACAGUAAAUGUUUAUUCAUUUUGUCUGUUAAAGAAUUGGGUGAUGUUAUCUUGUCAGAUGUAAAAGAGAUUAAUGUGGAUUUUUAAAAGCACUUUUUAUUUCAAGUCACUAAAAUAUUCAUGUUGUCUUUUGUGUUAUUUUUUUACAUUGAUUUACAUUUGCUUGCAUUAAACAAGUUUCAUUAUUUUAUACUAUUAAAACGAGUGUGUGUUUGAUUUAUAAUGGUAAUUCAAUUU